AAGUGUGGGGUCAGGCGUAGUUAGCUUACAGUAAACAGUAAACAAAGUUUGACACACCAAAUGUUGAGUGACACAUGGUGUCACAGGAAGAGUGAAAGUUGGCGGCAUCUGUGAGAGUGGUCUACCCUUCCAGCACUCUCGCUCAAAGACACCGCAGCACGCGCUCCACGUCGCAACCGCCGCACCACUCGACAUCCGGGAACUUGGCACUGUCCUUGUCGGAGGCGAUGCGCGUAGCGGUGGUUGCUGCUGCUGCUGCUGUGUCUCCGAGUUGCUGCUGUCGUCUUCCCGCGUACGGCCGUGUGCAAUCACACCAUUGAUUCGCGUCGCAAGGAGCGAAACACUAGGAUCUGUCAACACCGCGCCACUUCUCCAAGGUGGGCGGCGCCAUGGAGAGCGACGAGGAUGAGAGCGGGCUGGUGAACACCUACUGCUACGAGGACCUCACCUUCCUGGAGGCGUGUCUGGAGGCCGACCUGGAUGCCAUCGCCGCCAUCUUGGAGGAAAACCCCACGGAGGAGGAGAUGAACGAGAGAGACCGCUCGGGACGGACUGGCCUCAGUCACUUGUGCUCGUCUGGUCUCGCACCUGCCGUGGAUCUUCUCAGUGAUGUUCAGGAGGUAGAUGUCAACCUGCCUGACAAAGAAGGAAACACACCUUUAAUCUUCGCCGCCCAAGCGGGCCACUCUGACGUGGUGAGGGUGCUGCUACAGGACUUCAAGGGAAUCCGCAUUGACCAGCCCAACAAGCUGGGCUUCACCGCCCUCAUGAAGGCCGCCAUCCAGGGCCGCACGGACUGCGCUCGCCUGCUGCUGUACGCAGGUGCCGACCCCAAGCUGCGGGACCACGGGCGCAAGCUGUGUGCCCAGGAGUGGGCGAGGUACUGUGGGCGCAAGGACUGUGCGGACGCCAUCGCCAAGUUCUCCAACACCAAGCGCUUCUGUCUCAAGUCUCGCUUCACCGCGGGCCUGGAGCGCUCCAGCAGCCUGCCAGACCUCUUCGCCGGCCAGCAGAUGGCCAAGCCGCCACACAAGCGCUCACACUCGCUGCGAAAGAAAAUUCGCAAAAUGUUGCCAGGCAACCACGACAGCAACACGCUGAACGUCGCCAGUGCCGGAAGUCCUUUCGCGGUUAUUGCCCGCUGCGUCUCGACUCCAGCGCUUCCUGGCGGACUGAAAUCGCCUCCAGCCAUGAAGAGGCCCGUGAGUGCAGACAGCAUACCGCGAGUGGAGGUGACGGUGCCUUAUGACGAGGCCACCCACAUCCGGCAGGACUACCCGGCUUGUUCUCGGAGGAGGAUACGAAAAUGUCCGCCUGUAGCAGACGACACCAACUUUGACUGCGUGACCACUGGUCAGUGACGCCCCCCCCCCUCAAGAUGCACGGUGUCUGUAAGUGUAACUAUGCCAACGGUGUUUCUGGCUGUGUCUAUGCGCCCGGUGACGUGUCAAGGUGAUGAAGAUUUGUGUCGUGUCACUAAUGACAGCUGAUGUCAGCUGAUGACACAACAAACGACUCCGCAAUGUGACGUGCACAGCUGCUCACAGCUCACAGCUCACAAAGUGAAGUUUGUCACAUGACACAGUGACGUGUGCGAGAACACGAUGGGAAGUGACCUACGACGUCACCGUGCAAAGGCAGUGUUACGUCACAAGAUGGAGAUAGCAGAUUGAGUGAUGGACAGUUUUAAAUUCACAUUUUCAGAGUUAGUGUGAACCCUGUACAUACACGCACCUCUUGAAACUCGCGAGCACAGGUGAAAUGGAGGACAGUCCUCAGACAAAGUAAGCAAAGCUUCUGACCUGUCCGCGAGCUCACCCUCCACGGUCACGUGUCUUCUCUUUAUUUCCGUUCAGUACACUGUCACGUGCUCGUCACACUGUAAACACUUCAAGGUUUGUACAGAAAUCUCACCUGAGCGCCUCUGUCCUCAGACCUUCUGCAGGCUGUUUGUGGGCGGCGGUCUUUGUUGACUGGUUGACAACAGUCGCUCUUCUCUGGCUUUUCACUUCCAGGUGAUGACACCUCACGUUCGUUCUCCAACUGCAUGGACACGAUGAUCACUAGGCAUCUGCAACAGAGAUCACUAAGUAGUCAAGUAAUCAAUGUUUCUUAAGGUGUUUAUCACACUCGUCAGUGAGAAGUACUUCCCCUCCUUAUACUCCAAUCUUCGUGGUGGUGUGGCGUGGUGUGGCGUGGUGUGGCGUGGUGUCAAAUGUCAUGUUCCUGUCGUGCCCUGGAACAUUUCACAAAUCUCCUGCGUCCCCUGAUUAUUAUUAUUAUUAUUUAUUUAUUUCUCCUUUUAAAAAACACGAAGAGAUGAAAGUUGGGUUAGUAGAACUUGACUUGUUUUGUCUGAGCGGUCAUGUUGACACACUGCUGCUCAAACUGCCAGCAGGAAAGACAACGGUCACAUCGUCCUGUCACCACCUUAUCCCAGUCCAGGUGCAAAGUGGCACAGGUAGCUAGGUAGCUGUGUGACAGUAAACGUUGCUGGUUACACAACACAUGUGGCAUCAGUAGGUCACAUGCCACUGAGAAAUUCAGUGUCAGGUAGCAGUCUAACACGUCACUCAGUGUCACAUAAUAUUCAGUGUCAGGUAACAGUCUAACACGUCACUCAGUGUCACGUAACAUUCAGUGUCAGGUAACAGUCUAACACGUCACUCAGUGUCACGUAACAUUCAGUGUCAGGUAACAGUCUAACACGUCACUCAGUGUCACAUAAUAUUCAGUGUCAGGUAACAGUCUAACACGUCACUCAGUGUCACGUAACAUUCAGUGUCAC
Molecule: messenger RNA, 2788 nt
Organism: Pomacea canaliculata
Lineage: Eukaryota; Metazoa; Mollusca; Gastropoda; Architaenioglossa; Ampullariidae
Product: neurogenic locus notch homolog protein 4-like
Exons: 5
Coding region: 390-1361 (323 amino acids)
Molecular function (GO): protein binding
Source: RefSeq, a predicted model, not a curated record